Molecule: messenger RNA, 701 nt
Organism: Oxyura jamaicensis (ruddy duck)
Lineage: Eukaryota; Metazoa; Chordata; Aves; Anseriformes; Anatidae
Gene: RPS5
Product: ribosomal protein S5
Exons: 5
Coding region: 43-654 (203 amino acids)
Biological process (GO): ribosomal small subunit assembly; translation
Cellular component (GO): cytosolic small ribosomal subunit; ribosome
Molecular function (GO): structural constituent of ribosome; mRNA binding; rRNA binding
Source: RefSeq, a predicted model, not a curated record
UGCGUGGCCCCUUUUUGCUCCAAUCCCUGUUCCCUUGGCAGAAUGACCGACUGGGAGUCGGCGCCUGCUGUCACCGAGACCCCCGACAUCAAGCUCUUCGGCAAGUGGAGCACAGACGAUGUGCAGAUCAAUGACAUCUCCCUCCAGGACUAUAUUGCCGUCAAGGAGAAGUAUGCCAAGUACCUGCCCCACAGCGCUGGGCGCUACGCGGCCAAGCGCUUCCGCAAGGCCCAGUGCCCCAUCGUCGAGCGCCUCACCAACUCCAUGAUGAUGCACGGCCGCAACAAUGGCAAGAAGCUGAUGACCGUGCGCAUCGUCAAGCAUGCCUUCGAGAUCAUCCACCUGCUCACCGGGGAGAACCCCCUGCAAGUCCUGGUGAACGCCAUCAUCAACAGCGGCCCCCGUGAGGACUCGACCCGCAUUGGCCGCGCCGGCACUGUGCGGAGACAGGCCGUGGAUGUGUCCCCGCUGCGCCGCGUCAACCAGGCCAUCUGGCUGCUGUGCACGGGUGCCCGCGAGGCCGCUUUCCGCAACAUCAAGACCAUCGCGGAGUGCCUGGCUGACGAGCUCAUCAACGCUGCCAAGGGCUCUUCCAACUCGUACGCCAUCAAGAAGAAGGACGAACUGGAACGUGUGGCCAAGUCCAAUCGUUAAAGAGCUGCUGUUGUCAUUCCCGAAAUAAAGCUGGCUUCUACUUUGUG